Trematosphaeria pertusa is the source of this 1829-nucleotide messenger RNA. Its product is annotated as MFS general substrate transporter. Gene Ontology annotation, cellular component: plasma membrane. Gene Ontology annotation, biological process: transmembrane transport; carboxylic acid transport. The transcript is spliced from 5 exons. Lineage: Eukaryota; Fungi; Ascomycota; Dothideomycetes; Pleosporales; Trematosphaeriaceae. The record is from RefSeq and is a predicted model, not a curated record. Bases 154 to 1656 code for a protein of 500 amino acids. Gene Ontology annotation, molecular function: carboxylic acid transmembrane transporter activity.
CCUCUUUUUGCUUGUGUGUCGUCGGCUCUAGUGGAACACUUAGGCGUGGUGUUUGCCCUUUUGCGCCCCAAUUUGAAGACGCGAUCCUUUCGCUGUGGUAGUUCGAGAGGAAGUUUUGGAAUCCCAACAACCACGACGUCAUCCGUCCCCGCAAUGUCUGAGAAGCUGGAGGCGCCCGACGCCCAGCACCCCGCUGAAGUUGAAGCUGCGCGGCGAGGCAGCAUCGCGCAGACUGAGAAGGGCCGCUGGGAAAGACUCUGGCCCGUAAUUGCCUGCGGCGCCGGACUCUUCAGCGAUGGCUACCUCAACAAUAUUAUCGGCCCCGUGAACACGAUGCUCAAGACCAUCUAUCCGGACUCGUAUGUCAACUCCUCGGCGCAAGCGAACGUGUCCAGUAUCACAUUUGCCGGAACGGUGUUGGGCAUGCUGUUCUUCGGAUACACGUCCGAUCAUUUCUCGAGAAAGUGGUCGCUGCUCGUGUCGACCCUCAUUAUUAUUUUGUUCGCCGCGCUAGGAGCUGGGUCCUACGGGGCAGGCGGGAGUCCGACUGGCCUGCUCGCCGCAUUGGUCGCGUACCGCUUCUUCUUGGGGAUCGGCAUCGGUGGAGAAUAUCCAGCUGGAAGCGUAGGCUGCGCUGAAAGUACGGGCGAGCUCAAGGAAGGCAGCCGGAACAAGUGGUUCAUCCUGUUCACGAACGUGCAGAUUGACCUCGCCUUCUUGAUCUCGGCUAUCGUCGCAACGAUCGUGGUUGUUGCCACAGGCGAGAAUCACCUCCGAGCGGCAUGGCGUAUUUGCUUGGGUAUUGGUGUGAUCCCUCCCCUCUCGCUCCUCUACCUCCGAGUUAAGCUUGAGGAGCCCGAAGCUUACAAGCGCGAAUCAAUGGCGCACACGAAGACCCCGUGGCUCUUGGUCAUCAAGUAUUACUGGUUCCGCCUCAGCAUUGUUAGCAUAAUCUGGUUCAUUUACGACUUCUCAGCGUAUUCCUUCGGCAUCUAUGCGACCUCUAUCCUGGCCAAUCUGCUUGGAGAUGACGCGCCUCUGUGGAAGAGCUUGGCGUGGAACAUCCUCAUCAACUUCUUUUAUAUUCCUGGUUGCCUCGCGGGAGCCUUCGUUGCGGAUCUGAAGAGCAUGGGCCCGAAGAAGACGCUGUGCAUCGGAGUGAUCCUGCAGGGGAUCAUUGGGUUCAUCAUGGCGGGCUGCUACCCAUAUUUGAAUAAGCCUGAGAACGUUGCAGGCUUCGUAGUUGUGUACGGCGUCUUUUUGAUGCUGGGCGAGUUUGGGCCGGGUGAUAACAUCGGUCUCAUCGCCUCGAAGACCUGUGCCACUGGCAUUCGCGGACAAUACUACGGCAUCGCAGCAGCCAUGGGCAAGAUCGGAGCCUUCUCAGGAUCGUACGCGCUCGACGCUAUCCAGAAAGCUGCUGGUGACGACGAGAUCGCAGCGGGCCGCAAUCCGUUCUUCGUCGCGAGUGCGUUGGCUUUCCUUGCAGCGGCGUUGGUCCUGCUUCUGCCGUACAUCGGGCAGUCUACAAUUGACGAGGAGGAUAUCAAGUUCAGGGAGUACCUAGCCAGUCAUGGUUACGAUACAAGUAAACUGGGAUUGGGAAGUGUGAGCGCAAGCAGCAGCGAUGAGAACGUCGCGGUAGAGCCCAAAUAGGGCGCGAGAGUCUGGUAUACAAGAGCACUAUCCUUGUCGUGGGGGAACUGGAGGCGAAAAGACUGAGCACGCGUGCUACGUUCUGGAGAUGGACAUGCAAAGCAAGGGGAAAUACGUACCAUGAUACCAAUCCAUAUUACUUUCUUGAAGCCCUAGGCUGUAAGGCGAACCCA